Phycodurus eques (leafy seadragon) is the source of this 1836-nucleotide messenger RNA. Its product is annotated as neuronal acetylcholine receptor subunit alpha-7-like. Gene Ontology annotation, molecular function: transmembrane signaling receptor activity; acetylcholine-gated monoatomic cation-selective channel activity. The record is from RefSeq and is a predicted model, not a curated record. The transcript has 10 exons. Gene Ontology annotation, cellular component: neuron projection; synapse; postsynaptic membrane. The coding region runs from base 31 to 1836 and encodes 601 amino acids. Gene Ontology annotation, biological process: regulation of membrane potential; signal transduction; nervous system process. Lineage: Eukaryota; Metazoa; Chordata; Actinopteri; Syngnathiformes; Syngnathidae.
CCGUGCAUACAAGGGGGGAAUGCGUGCAGCAUGUUGCAGGCUGCGGCACUUUGGCUUUUGACACUUGCCACCUGGCUGCCCGAGACAACGCAGGGUCCCCAUCAACGCUUUCUGCUCAGGGAGUUGCUGAGAGAUUAUAACCCCAUGGAGAGGCCAGUGGCCAAUGACUCCCACACCCUCACCGUCCACUUCUCCAUCACUCCAAUGCGGAUCAUGGAUGUGGAUGAAAAGAACCAGAUCCUCACCAUGAAUGUCUGGCUGCAGAUGCAGUGGUAUGAUCACUACCUUCAGUGGAAUCAGUCAGAAUAUCCUGCAGUUAAAAACCUUCGCUUCACUGCAGAUCAAGUAUGGACACCUGACAUAUUGCUUUACAAUAGUGCUCAUGACAAGUUUGACGCCACCUUUAAGACCAACGUGCUGGUAAACUCCAGUGGCUUCUGUGAGUAUCUGCCUCCAGGAAUAUUUAUUAGCACCUGUAAUGUGGACGUGCGCUGGUUUCCCUUUGACAUACAACGAUGUGAGUUAAAGUUUGGUUCCUGGACAUUUGACGGCUGGCUCCUGGACAUCCAGAUGAAAGAUGCAGAUGUGUCGGGAUACAUGCCGAAUGGGGAGUGGGACCUAGUGGAGGUGCUCGGAGGUCGCAACGAGGUUUUGUACGAGUGUUGCGCAGAGCCCUACCCUGACGUGACCUUCGUGGUGACUCUGCGCCGACGGACUCUCUACUACACUCUCAACCUCCUCAUCCCCUCCGUGCUCCUCUCAUCCAUGACGCUGCUGGUCUUCCUGCUCCCGGCCAAGUCCGGGGAGAAGAUCAGCUUGGGCAUUACAGUUCUACUUUCUCUGACUGUCUUUAUGUUGAUGGUCGCUGAGAUCAUGCCCGCCACUUCAGAUUCUAUACCACUCAUAGGUCAGUAUUUCGCCAGCACCAUGGUGAUUGUCGGGAUGUCCAUGGUAGCUACGGUCAUUGUUCUUCAGUUCCAUCACCACAACCCCAACAAUGGACAAAUACCACAUUGGGUCAACCUGGUUCUGCUGCAGUGGGUUCCUUGGUUCCUACGGAUGAAAUGCCCAGGUGAGGGAGCGGAACAUGAUCUUCACCACAGCCAGGCAGACACUCAGAGCAAGACCCUCUCGUCUCCCGACACCACCGCCACCCAGAUGACCUCUAUCCUUCCCCAGAGUCUCGCCUCCCUCAGAGCCAACCUGGCUCAGCUCCACCACUCACCACACCACCGGUGCAUCUCCCAAGCCAUCAUUCUCCCGCAUCCCAUCCACAGAGAUCCCAGCCCCAAUUUGCAUACUCAACCGAACGGUCAUCUGCAUUACAUGGGGUUCCAGGCCUUUCCGCCCACAGCAGAACUGGAAGCUCAGAGUCAUAGUCAGAUGAGGGGCUCCUACGGAGCAGCAGCCGAAGAUGGAGAGGUAUCAGAUGGAGGGGGAGAUAUGCUGAGUCAUCAACAUGUUUCAUCUGGCAAAUCGCAGGAAACGAAAGUGUCUCUCAACCAUGAGUCCACAACCAUCUUUCCAGGGGCAUGUGGAUUAGAAUUUGGGCCGGGCUCAGGGAGGGCGGCUCCCUCAAACACCCAUAGUGGCAUCACUGGAAGCAGGGUAGUGGACAACCAGCUCCAGGCUCUUCUCACAGAAGUGCAAUUUUUGGUGGAACGGGUUCGCGAGCAGGACCGGCAGCUCAGUGUAGCCGAGCAGUGGCAGUUCGCCGCAGCUGUCAUUGACCGCCUGUGUCUGGUCGGAUUCAGCGUCUUCAACAUCAUCUGUACCAUCGCCAUUCUCAUGGCUGCACCCAAUUUUGGGGAGGCUCUGGCCAAAGAUUUUCUCUGA